Molecule: messenger RNA, 2066 nt
Organism: Aspergillus costaricaensis CBS 115574
Lineage: Eukaryota; Fungi; Ascomycota; Eurotiomycetes; Eurotiales; Aspergillaceae
Product: putative hexokinase
Exons: 1
Coding region: 319-1959 (546 amino acids)
Biological process (GO): intracellular glucose homeostasis; glucose 6-phosphate metabolic process; glycolytic process
Cellular component (GO): cytosol; mitochondrion
Molecular function (GO): ATP binding; D-glucose binding; glucokinase activity
Source: RefSeq, a predicted model, not a curated record
AUUGCCUUGGGAUAGAGACUGGUUCUAUUCUGCAUUUGCAUUGCGCAUCCUUCCCGCUUCGGUGAUUGUCAUCAUUCGGGCCCACAAGCCUUGACUUGACUUCUUUAUUAUCAUCUUGAAGUGGCAUUUGCUCGUAUCGAUGCUUCUUUGACCCUCUCCAAGUUUCACUUGCCCGUAUGAGCCCUUAUCUGUGUUAAACCACCACUACCCGCUCAUACAACUACACCCCCUCAUCCCUCCUCACCAUCAGCUUGGGAUUGGGAAACCCUCUCUGAUCGCCUUCCUUCUUAUCAAAACCAACUUCUCCCUCUCUUAAUCAUGUCGGCCCCAUUGGUCAAAGUCUUGCAUCGAAUGCAAGAACUCUUUACGAACAUAGUUGCCGCCUUGGAGGCUAUGCUAUUGUUCCCUUCCCUCUUCCGCGACCCCUCCCGUAAGCGGCGGAAGCCUUUCCAUGGAGCGUAUUGGGGACGUCGCUCUCUUGAUACGUUUGCUGAUGAGGUGGAUCGUCUGUUCACGGCACCUUUGUCUGUGCAGAACAUGGUCGCCAUGUCAGACAAGAUCCGUGCGCAGUUCAAGUCUUGUCUACAAUCUAGCCCCGUCUGCAUGCUACCUUCUUACAACCAUGCCCUGCCCACCGGAACAGAGACGGGAACGUUCCUCGCACUGGAUGUCGGUGGCUCAACGCUGCGGGUAGCAUUGGUUGAACUACGUGGGCAGGGAGACAUGCGCAUCCUUCACGUCUCGUCGUCGUACAUUGACGAAGAUGUCAAGUUGCUGGAGGGCACUCUCUUCUUUGAUUGGAUGGCGGAGAAGAUCGACUCGAUGCUACGCGAAGUGGGCACCAACUAUGGACGAGAGGCCGUGCCACUGUCGAUGGGAUUAUCGUGGUCGUUCCCCAUUGAACAAACGUCCAACAGUAGUGGUCUCGUUAUCCAUAUGGGCAAAGGAUUUCACUGUUCAAAUGGCACCGUUGGGCAAGAGCUGGGUGAUCUUAUCGUUCAGUCUUGUCGGAAGCGAGACCUCAAUGUCCAGGUGGAUGGGAUCGUGAACGACAGCUCCGCGACACUCCUCUCACGCGCCUACAUCGAACCCAAGACACGCAUGUCGCUUAUUCUAGGAACUGGAACUAAUGUGGCGAUCCACUUUCCAGUUCAUGAGAUUGGACUGACCAAGUUCGGUACGAGACCGCCAGGUUGGUUUGACUACGCCAAGCACGUUAUUGUCAACAGCGAAAUGAGCAUGUUCGGCGGCAGCAUCCUCCCCAAGACUCGCUGGGAUGAGGUUUUGAACCGGACACACCUCCGGCCGGACUACCAACCUCUGGAGUAUAUGAUCACUGGGCGUUAUCUGGGAGAGAUCAUCCGUCUCAUCAUUGUUGAAGCGGUGGAAUCUGCCAAGCUCUUCGGCGGGGAGUUGCCUCAUUCGAUGCGCGAUGCGUACUCAUUCGACACCAGUAUCGUUGCAGCGCUGGAAGCUGAUACAACCCCGCUUCUCUCAUCGUCUGCGGCGCUUCUACAGAAGGAACAUACAUUUACCGUGUCACCGUCUGUCGAGGAUUUGCGCUUCCUCCGACGAGUCUGCCAGGUCGUCUCUAAGCGAGCAGCAGGAUAUCUGGCAACGGCAAUCCACAGCAUGUGGUGCCUGCGGAAUGAGGCAGAAUUUCCCGCGACGGCCCCUCCUUCGAUCAAGGAAACUCAAGAGGUGACCGUGAUAGAAAGCGAAGAGAAUCACCGGAGUCUGUCAAUCGCAUGCGACGGCAGUGUCAUCAACAAAUACCCUGGGUUCCGGGACCGUUGCCAGGGUUAUUUAAAUGACCUUGUAAAGGAGACGAACGCAUCGCGGCCAUUGUCGGACACCACCACGGAACCUCAGGUGUGCCUGGACCCGGCACCUGAAAGCGCUAUAUUGGGAGCGGCCGUAGCAGUGGCUGUCGCCGUUGCGGAGAAGAAGCUCGAGUAGACUACGUUAUCCAGCAUUCCCUUGUCUCUCAUCUGAACUUCAUACCUAUCUCUAUAUUUGAUCCAUCAGCCCAUCGGCUACAUUCGCAUUCCGAGGUGUUGUGCGGC